Dermochelys coriacea (leatherback sea turtle) is the source of this 5487-nucleotide messenger RNA. It is a transcript of the gene AOPEP, whose product is annotated as aminopeptidase O (putative). Gene Ontology annotation, cellular component: nucleolus. The coding region runs from base 1342 to 3912 and encodes 856 amino acids. Lineage: Eukaryota; Metazoa; Chordata; Testudines; Dermochelyidae. The transcript is spliced from 18 exons. Gene Ontology annotation, molecular function: zinc ion binding; metalloaminopeptidase activity. The record is from RefSeq and is a predicted model, not a curated record.
CCUGUUGUCCGCCUGUUCCUUGCAGAAUAUUCUCUAUUCUUCUGAGUAUUGUAUCCCCUACAAGGAUUGUGUGUCUUCCUUGGACAUUUGGAGAACUCUUUGUAGACAACUUGAUUUUCUUACAGGUUGGGCAGAGCUGCCAUCCACAGGUGCGUCCUGUAUAUCUCUCUGUUCCCUUGGAAAAAUUGGAUUUUGAGAGAGAUCUUUCACAGUUUCCAUGUUGAGGGCCUGGUAUUGAUUGUAUUGACAUUGAAACUUCUGGCUGUGUGGAAUUCCUUCUGGUCCUCUUCUCUAUGGUGGCCACAGCCUGCCCAUCCUUUCUGUCUCCAGCCAACUAGAAUGCUGCCGUGACCUCUUGCCUCUGUUGAUUACAAACUGCCAGGCCUCCUCUCUGACUUCAUCUCUGUCUGACUAUUUGGUGACCAGCUCUUUUCUUCCUUGACCAUGGGAUACUGAUAUUUCCCAAAUCUGGCUGUCUAUGAACUCCUCAACUUCUCUGAGUCUCAAUAGCAUAUCUGCUUGCCACCCACUUGUACUACGUGCACAGGCAGUCCCUUCUGGGUUCAGGCAGGAAAGAAAACGAUGCACUUCAUGGCAAAGGCCAGGAUACUCUGUAUAGCUUUAAACCUGGUUAUCCCACCCUGGACCAGAUCUUUACCUUGAAAUAGCUUUUCAAGAAGAUGAAGACAUUUAAUAAGCUGGAGUAGGGCUUUGUAUAAACUUCCAGCAGGCUUUUGAUUCAGUGCAUUGAGCAUGUUUGUGGAAUACGAUGAGGCAACUUGGCAUCCCUGAUCUGGAGCAGAAAUAAGCAUCUCACUGCAGUUUAGCAUCGAUCUCCAAGAGGGGAAGGGUUUUGGACACAUCCCUGUCCUUGGCAUCUCUCAAUGGCCAGCUUAUGUUGGUUACCAUCUAGCAUAUGUGGUUCUGUGGAUUGCAUUAUAAGGUGCCUGCCUCUCCUCAUUUAUUGUAUAAAGAGUUGAAGUGCCUAACUCAGGCUUUGUGGAUUGCAGUUUUGUUCCUGUGAUUUUUCUGGGUGCCUAAAAUUAGGCAUCACAAUGCUCAGCAUCACAACACCGAAGUUCCUUUGUGGAUCUGGGUUGACAGAACUAAUGAAAAUCAACAACUUGCCAAUUAGAAACAUCCCUUGGCAUCUGAGAGUGAAGUGAUAACUCCAGAAACCAAUAAAAGAGCAUUGCGAUGAAGAGAUGGGAUGAGUGUGCCAGCAGAUAAUGAAGUAAGAGAGAAGUGGUGGAACUGCAAUUCACUACAGUAACUUAUAUGAACCAAUUGUUAUUUAUGCCACUGGGAGGCUGAAAGUCCUGGAAACAUGUUAUGUAAGAAAUGACAGAGAAUUUGCAAAGCCGUUGUCUAGCAAAUUGGAACAUGGAGACGAAGCUAGAUCCCGCUAAGGAUGACCUGCCCCUAAUGGCCAACACACGCCACAUGCUUGUAAAGCAUUAUGUAUUGGACUUAGAUGUGGAUUUUAAAAGCCAAGUUAUUGAAGGCACCAUAGUUCUCUUUUUUGAGCCUGGGAGCAGAUGCAAAAAAGGAGGCAGUGCUGGGGAAGGAGCCUGUCUUUCACAGUCAGAUGAAACAUUCAAAAUUAGGGCAUCUGAAUCUUGUCACAGUCCUGUGACAAAUGUAAGUGUCCGCUCAUCUAAAACGGGAUAUAAUGAUUUUUCAGUCUGUGCUAAAGGUGAAAAAGAUACUUCUGAUAAAAAUGGUAACCAUAGCAACAGGGAACAGGCUUCUGGGAUUUCUAGUUCAAAGAACUGCUGUGACAUAGAGACUCAUGGGAGUGAAGAUUUUUUGCUGGUAUUGGACUGCUGUGAUUUAUCUGUGUUAAAGGUCGAGGAGGUAGAUGUUGCUGCUGUGCCAGGUAUUGAAAAAUUUACAAGGUCUGCCAAGCUAACUGAUGCUGAAGAGCUGAGAAAUCUUAGGAAUCAGAUUGUACAUGAACUUGUGACUUUACCUGCGGAUCAUUGGAGGGAACAGCUAUACUAUUACACCCACUGCAGCCAGGCGCCUGGUUGUGGAGAGCUUCUGUUUUCCACUGGCACUUGGAGCUUGGAGAUAAGGAAAGCAGAGGUUCAAGCACCAAGAGACUUUCCUCAUGCCAUAAGGAUAUGGUACAAAACAAAGCCGGAGGGAAGAUCAGUUACAUGGACCACAGACCAGAGUGGCAGGCCAUGUGUUUAUACAAUGGGGUCUCCAAUAAACAACAGGGCCCUUUUUCCAUGUCAGGAGCCACCGGUUGCCAUGUCAACAUGGCAAACCACAGUCCGAACAGCUUCUUGCUUUGUUGUCUUAAUGAGUGGUGAAAAUUCAGCGGAACCAUCACAACUUCAAGAAGGUCUCUUAAGCUGGUACUAUUAUGUGACCAUGCCAAUGCCAGCAUCCACCUUUACCAUUGCUAUUGGGUGUUGGACAGAAGUUAAACAGGAAUCCUACACAGCUGACGUCCAGACAAAUAAUGAGUUUUCCUCUCUGUUUUCAAGGGCCGAUCUCAGGUUGAUCGAAGGGAGCUGUGGUCAUGUGGCCUAUCCUUGCCGUUUCCAAAAUCCUGCUGCCAGUUCUCAGCUAGUCAUUCCUCAUCGAGUCUUUGCUCCAUGGUACCUUAAGGAUCGUUGUGCAGAGAUCCUUCUUGAGCUGAUUCCUCAGUGCCUGUCAGCUGCUCAUGCUAUAUUGGGUACCCACCCCUUUUCCAGGAUUGAUGUGUUGAUAGUCCCUUCCAACUUUUCCAGUAUGGGAAUGGCCAGCCCACACAUCAUCUUCCUGUCACAGAGCGUAUUAACUGGAGGGAGCCAUCUCUGUGGAACACGUCUGUGCCAUGAAAUUGCUCAUGCUUGGUUUGGACUGGCCAUUGGUGCUCGUGAUUGGACUGAAGAAUGGAUAAGUGAAGGGUUUGCUACUUACUUGGAAGAUGUAUUUUGGGCAGUAGCACAACAGCAGCUGCCACAUGAUGAAGCAAGAGAGCAGCAGGAGUUGAAAGCUUUGCUGCGCUGGCGACGGCUCAGAGAUGAGGUGCAGAACUCUAAAGAAGAGCUGCAAGUAUUAAGGCCAAACAAAGAGAACACAGGAGAAGUGAGUGAGUCUGGAACAUGCAUAAUCAAACAUGGUCUUAAUGCAGAAAAAAUCUUCAUGCAGGUUCAUUACUUGAAGGGCUAUUUCCUUCUGCAAUCUCUAGCCAAGAGAACUGGAGAGGCUACAUAUUUUGAAUUUUUAAGAAAGUUUGUGCAGAAGUUUCAUGGACAACUGAUUCUUUCUCAGGAUUUUCUUUACAUGCUGCUGGAGGACAUCCCAGAACAAAAAGGGUACGGACUAUCGGUUGAAAAUAUCACUGGGGCCUGGCUUGACACUUCUGGAAUACCAAAGCCUUUGCUGGAAGAGUGUCAGUCUUGGGACCAGUGUCGAUUAGUCCAGCAAGUGAAUGAUGAGGUCGCAAAAUGGAUUCAAGCAAACCAGAGAGCCAGAAAAAGGACCAAAAGGAAAAGAAGGCAGGAUGAAGUGGCUUUCCAAAAGUUGGCAGGUUUGAGUGUUACUUUGAAAAUCUUCCAAUUAGCACAACUUCUCCCGGACCAGCUGGUCUUACUUCUGGAAUCUCUGUUGGAGGAGAAGACGUUAUGUCUCAGAAUUCUACAAUGCUUAGAGAAAACAUACCACCUCGAUGAGCAGGAUGCAGAGGUUCGACAUCGGUGGUGUGAACUUGUUGUUAAACACAAAUAUACAACAAAAUAUGCUGAGGUUGAGAAAUUCCUCAAGGAAGAUCAGGCUAUGGGUGUUUAUCUGUAUGGAGAAUUAAUGGUGAAUGAAGAUGCAAAACAACAGGAACUUGCCUAUAAAUGCUUUGCUGCAACACAAAAACAAAUGGAUGUGUCCUCAGCCAAAGUGGUGGCAGAGAUGUUAUUCUGAAGAGGAGAGAUCACAGAAAAAAUCUUAAUAUAUCUACAACUAAAUCCUGGUAGUAACAGGAUUUCAUUGAACCUGAUAGACAUCAAAGGAAGAAUUGUGUGCCUGCUAAAACAAUCAGCUGACAAACAUUUACCUCUCAGCAUUUAUCUUUUCAAGAGGCUUUUUGCUACCAAGCGUGUAAGUAGAAAGCACCAACUGCUCCUCUCCACCCCUAAAAAAAAAAAAAAAAAAAAAAAAGACAUUAUUGUGGUUCUGGCUAGUUAGGUAGCACAAGACACUUGAUGACCCUUAUUUAUUGUAUGGUGUUAUGACAAUUCUGUAUUCCAAAUACCAAAACAACUUAAGUCCACAUACAAAAAGGGGUUGAGAAGAGAACUGUUGAUUUGAAGAAACACUUUGUACACACUUUAGCAAAGGGGCAUUGCUGAAAUUAGACUAGGUUUCACACUAAACACAGCAACCACUAGCAAACUGCAUGAAAGUUUCUGCCAUACCACUCCCCUUUAAGGGAAAUUAAGUGGAUUUCUUGGAGAGACUUCUACCAUUCCAAGGGAGGUUUAGGUCAAGGGUGGGUGUUGUUUUUAAUGUAUUAUUUGGUAUAGAGAUCCUAAGCUGAAAGACUAGAAGAAAUUCAGUUAUUUUAGUCAUGGAGUAGAAUGGACUGAAAACAAUUGCCACUAGAAGCUGGAUUGGUUUUCUUUACGACUAGAUAUACUUACAGUGUAAAAAGGGCAUACUUCCCAUUACUGAAAACUUUCGUUUUUCUCCCCAUGGGAUGCUUCAUUUGUACCGUAGAGGCGUCAAAUAUAACUCCUCUCAAUGCAAAGACUACUGGAGUGAUUCCUGGACACUUCCAAAAUUGAUCUUUUCAUGGAACUGGACCCCUAAAAAUGGGACGGGGGGGCAAAUAUUUACCUUAUAAAAUGUUUUCCCACAAUUAAUUGUGUGUGGUUUAACUAUUUCCAUUGUUUAGCAGUUAGGCACAUUGGAGUAAAAGUCAGAUUAUUUUAUCAUUAUAAAUGUACUAAAGAAGAAAUGGAGACUGAGUUAAUUAAUGAGUAUUGAUGGAAAUAAAUUCAACACAGUGGGGGAAUUAAAAAAAAAACCCUCUUGCCCAAAGCCUAUAAACAGUGCUCUGCUGCUAACUGAUUCAGUAGUGCACUCAAACACAAUGGAGCGUAGCUACUCUUUUCCCUACAUUCUCUGUACCAUACCAAAAUUCAGAAACAGAUUUUUAAUUACCUGGGUUAUAUUCAGUCAGCAAUUCAGAUUGUGAUAAGAAUUAGGAAGCUGUCUAAUACCAUGCUGAGUUACUGCCAUGGCUUCUAAUACAGUUUUCCCCACAGAGGUAGUGACUAAGGGAUCCUAUUCAUAAAAGAGCUAUGCCCCAGUUCACAGGUUUUUUGCAGAGGCCAGUAAGGGAGAACAAGUACAAAUACUCGUUCUUGGUGCUUUCAUUGUGUACGGGGAAAGAACUCAAGAGUUGAAUAAGGCACUCGAAGGCUAAACAUGAAUCAAUCAUCAGUCCUAGACCGUUUGUAUCCAAUAAUAAUAAAAGUAAAUUACAAACUAAAA